CCUCGAUCGAUUUGAAAUCGGGCGGUAUUUGACGCCAUCCGGCGGCGGCGCUGUUCAGUCUCCUGCACCGCAAAUCUCACCGACAUGACCACCGCGGACGCAAGCAAGCAGUUCUCGGAGCAAGACAUCCCCGACAUGGCCAGCAAGAUCGCCAUCGUUACGGGCGGUACUUCAGGCAUCGGAUAUGCCAUCGCACUGCAGCUCGCCAAGGCCGGGGCCAACGUCAUCAUUACCGCUAGAAACGACGAGAAGGGCCAAAAGUCCGUCGCCGACAUCAAGACUGAGCUCGGAGCCGCUGCAAAGAUCUCCUACAGCAUCAUGAACAACGAAGACCUGUUCUCGGUCGAGUCCUUUGCCAGAUCGUUCGGCGAAGUUCAUGAGACACUCGACAUCCUGGUCAACAACGCCGGCAUCGGCAUGCCUCCGUGGAGAUCCAUCAAUGGCAUUGAGUCCCAGAUCAUGGUCAACUACCUCUCGCACUUCCACCUCACCAACCUGCUCCUGCCCAAGCUUCGAAAGGCUGGCGAGCUUCACGGUGACGCACGCAUCGUCAACGUCUCGAGCGUUGGUCACCGCUAUGCAAAGCCAUCCAGUCUCAACCCCAAUGUGCCGGGUUGGGAGGAGGCCAAUGAUGAAGCCACCUACGAAUCCAAUGUCAACUAUGGCUUCAGCAAGCUCGGGCAGAUCCACCAAGCCACCGUCCUGACCAAGCAGCUGGGGUCGACCAGUAACGUCCGGAUCAACUCUUGCCAUCCAGGAUCCAUCCGGACCAACAUUGCUGGCCCAGACAAGGUCAUUUCGGGCUCGGUCGGCCAUUCCAUCGCAAAGUACCUCAACAGCCACGGCGCCUCCAGCGACUGGGGCGCUCUCACGCCCCUGUAUCUCGCAACCUCGCCCGAGAUUGUCGACAACGACAUUCGUGGAAAGUACUUUGUCCCAAUCGCCGUCGAGGAAGAGCCCACUCCCCUCGCAAAGAGCGAAGAGGGCGCGAUCUGGACCUGGGCCUGGUCCGAAGCGGCUGUUGCACGUCUCCUUCAACAGUAGAGACAACCACAAUCAGAAUCGGUAACGGCACCAUCAUUGUCCUGUCAAAGUGACUGUCCCCGGCGGUGCAGGGUGUGCAUCACGGAGACAUUGUGCGAGCCGUGGUAGAUUGGAUCUCUCGAGACUCCCCGCUCCUGUGCUGACUUGAUACGGGCUCCGUGAAUGGAGACCUCGGUUGCGACUUUGCGAGUGUAUGUUGACCAAAUACAUCUUUGCCCUAAGCGUCUACCCAAGCA
Molecule: messenger RNA, 1280 nt
Organism: Polychytrium aggregatum
Lineage: Eukaryota; Fungi; Chytridiomycota; Chytridiomycetes; Polychytriales
Exons: 5
Coding region: 85-1044 (319 amino acids)
Source: RefSeq, a predicted model, not a curated record